Messenger RNA from Anoplopoma fimbria (sablefish), 1753 nucleotides. RefSeq lists its product as uncharacterized. The record is from RefSeq and is a predicted model, not a curated record. The transcript is spliced from 5 exons. Lineage: Eukaryota; Metazoa; Chordata; Actinopteri; Perciformes; Anoplopomatidae. Bases 217 to 864 code for a protein of 215 amino acids. Gene Ontology annotation, biological process: canonical NF-kappaB signal transduction.
CGUAGUAAAAUGCGGACCUUGAUCAGAGGAAGGUUUAUCCUCAUCAUCAGUAACCACGUCUGCACUUCCUAUUGGGAAUGAUCGAUGCUUUUUAGGCAGGAAGCUUGUUGGGGAUGGAGGAAGCUGAGCACAGCUGUAUGAAAUGACAAGGAGUCCUGAAUUCUUGGAGCAGCGACAGAUGAGCUUAUGAGGGCUGCAGAUCCCUGAGCUGGUGAGAUGGAGGAAGCGUACAGUGAACUGUACCGGCAGUUCCUUCUUCUGAGGUCACUUUGCAUGAGACAGGCUGCUCUGCUACAUCAACUCACGACCGCUCUGCAGAAACAGCAAGGUGCCAAUGUUCCUAAUGGAGAGCUACGUGAUAUGAUGUCCAUCCCCGUCCAGUGUACCCAAGAAAUCCCUGUAUCUCUCUAUGAAGGACCUCACGCACUAACAACCACAGCAGCACAGCGUGGCGUCCAUCAGCUCUCUCCAAACAUGGGGACUUUUGCUGAUCUCCUCACUGAAGACAUGUCAAAGCUCUGUGUGGAUUUGCCUCAUCAGGGAAAGAAAGACGGGUCAUUGGAGCAAAUGGUUGCACCCCUGUUAAGCUUUGACUUCACAAGGUUGCAAGGAGCCUCUUCAGGUGUCUCACAUCAUCUUGGCCAAGCAGAUCAUCAUAGUAGAGAUAGGAAAAAGCACACAGUGGGGAUGCCUGCGACGGACAGUCCGUCCCUGCCUAGAGACUUGCUGAGUCAAUCUGACGGCUUGCUGAUGUCAGACGUGGCGAUGCAGUCUCACGUUUGUGAGUUCUGCCAGGCGGUUUUCCCUGGAGACACGUCAACCAGGGGAGAGUUCCUACGCCAUCUUUACACCCACGUCACCUAAACUAAAUGGAUCGUUCUUCUCCUCCUGACAUACGAGCUGUGUCUUCAUUUGAUAUGCUGUGAUGGAGCAUGUGUAACUGGGUUAACCUGAUCUUUGCAAAUAGCAUUUAGAUAGACCUGCUCAACAUAAUGUUUAGCCGUUUGCUAGAUGAACUGUGCAGAGGCUGAUGCUGCCAUCUUUUUCUGUCUCUGAGAUGUAUAAGGAAGGGUGGAAAACUUCUUAUGAUUCAAUUGUGUGUGAAAGUAUUGAGAUAUUGUAUUUAUAAAGGCUCAGUUCACCCAAAUUAACACAAGAAACACAUCCCGCUCACAGCUACUUUACUAUAUCUUGUGCCAUGAUUUUAUUUGUCAAGGUUUUUACUUAUCCAUCCACAGACCUUUUUAUAGGAACUAUUUAUUCCGUAGAAAGUAAAAUGAACCUAACCCAAUCCCCACUGGGGAAAAUUAUACCAGAACUACCUGCAUGACCAGAUAUUUCUUUCCUUUGAGCUAACUGUUUAAGCUACUUCAUUUACAAUGUGAAAGCCUAUGAUAGUGUGAAUUAUUGUAAUUAUCCACUGUAAUUAUCCACUAGUUUCAACUUGCAGUUGGAGUUUGUAUAAUUCAUUUAUCAUUUAAAGGCAUCCUACUUCACAUACCUAAUGUGACUGUGUUCCUCCCUAGUUGCUCUAAUUUAGCCAAUGAUUUCACUAGAAAAUUCAAACUUGGGAAAAUACUUUUUCUGUGUUGGUGAAUUAUAAUGCCUAGUAAAUAGAAACACUGCUCUACAAUAUGAGAUAAUACAUAUGUGUUUGAAGCAUGUAUAGAGCCUGAUGGCUUGCUUGUAACUAAAAAUAUAAAAAGUAUAUACAGAGGAAUAAAUGAUCAAAUACAUUUAAAUUUAAAACAUU